CCAGGUCCAGUGCCGGCGCUUCAGCUCCGACCGCGCGCCCUACCCCGGCAAGGUCUACCCUCUGCAGAGAUCCAAGCACCGGAAGUAUUACUACGACGCUCUCUUUGUGGCCAUCCUUAAGAAAAACAGAAAGAUGGCCAAGGAGAGGGGCCUAAUAAGCCCCAGUGAUUUUGCCCAGUUGCAAAAAUACAUGGAAUACUCUACCAAAAAAGUCAGUGAUGUCCUAAAGCUCUUCGAGGAUGGUGAGAUGGCUAAAUAUCUCCAAGGAGAUGCUGUCGGGUAUGAAGGAUUCCAGCAAUUCCUGAAAAUCUAUCUGGAAGUGGAUAAUAUUCCCAGUCACCUAAGCCGGGCACUGUUUCAAUCCUUCCAGACUGAUCAUUCAGAUGAGACUGUGAGAAAAGAUGUGGUGUGUCUUAGUGAUGUCUCCUGCUACUUUUCCCUUCUGGAGGGUGGCCGACCAGAAGACAAGCUAGAAUUCACCUUCAAGCUGUACGACACGGACAGAAAUGGGAUCCUCGACAGCUCAGAAGUGGACAAAAUCAUCCUACAAAUGAUGCGAGUGGCUGAAUACAUGGAUUGGGAUGUAUCUGAGCUGAAGCCGAUUCUUCAGGAGAUGAUGAAAGAAAUUGACUAUGAUGGCAGCGGCUCUGUCUCCCUAGCUGAGUGGGUCCGGGCUGGGGCCACCACCGUACCACUGCUAGUGCUGUUGGGCCUGGAAAUGACUCUGAAGGAUGAUGGGCAGCACAUGUGGAGACCCAAGAGGUUCCCCAGACCAGUCUACUGCAACCUGUGCGAGUCAAGCAUUGGUCUUGGCAAACAGGGGCUAAGCUGUAACCUCUGUAAGUACACUGUUCACGACCAGUGUGCCAUGAAGGCCAUGCCUUGUGAAGUCAGCACCUAUGCCAAGUCUCGGAAGGACAUUGGUGUGAGUGACCUCACACUCCCCCACCCCAUCACCACCCGCGCCCUGGCCCUGACCCUUGGCCCAUUGCUGCCUUCAGCCCCUCCUUCCCCCAGUCACUGCCGAGACCCUCCCAGACAUGGGACUGCCUUUCUCCCUAAGGUUCAAUCACAUGUGUGGGUUCGAGGAGGCUGUGAGUCCGGCCGCUGCGAUCGCUGUCAGAAAAAAAUCCGGACCUACCACAGCCUAACCGGGUUGCAUUGUGUAUGGUGCCACCUAGAGAUCCACGAUGACUGCUUGAAAGCCAUGGGCCAUGAGUGCGACUGUGGGCUGCUCCGUGAUCACAUCCUGCCUCCGUCUUCAAUCUAUCCCAGCGUCCUGGCCUCUGGACAGGAUCGUAAAACUAGCAAAUCAAAUCAGAAGACCAUGGAUGAUUUAAAUUUGAGCACCUCUGAGGCUCUGCGGAUUGACCCUGUUCCUAACACCCACCCACUUCUAGUCUUCGUCAAUCCUAAGAGUGGCGGGAAGCAGGGGCAGAGGGUGCUUUGGAAAUUCCAGUAUAUACUAAACCCUCGACAAGUGUUUAACCUCCAAAAGGAUGCUCCUGAGCCAGGGCUCAAAUUCUUCAAAGAUGUUCCUGAUAGUCGGAUUUUGGUGUGUGGUGGAGAUGGCACAGUAGGCUGGAUUCUAGAGGCAAUUGACAAAGCCAGCUUGCCUUUUGUGCCUCCUGUUGCUGUGUUGCCCCUGGGCACUGGAAAUGAUCUGGCUCGUUGCCUAAGAUGGGGAGGAGGAUAUGAGGGACAGAAUUUGGGGAAGAUCCUCAAGGAUAUAGAGAUGAGUAAGGUGGUAUAUAUGGAUCGAUGGUCUGUGGAAGUGAUACCCCAACAAACCGAAGAAAAAAGUGAUCCAGUCCCCUUUCAAAUAAUCAAUAACUACUUCUCCAUUGGUGUGGAUGCCUCUAUUGCUCACCAAUUCCACGUCAUGCGAGAGAAAUAUCCUGAGAAGUUCAACAGCAGAAUGAAGAACAAGCUAUGGUACCUCGAAUUCGCCACAUCUGAAUCCAUCUUCUCCACAUGCAAAAAGCUGGAGGAGUCUUUAACAGUUGAGAUAUGUGGGAAACCGCUGGAUCUGAGCCACCUGUCCCUAGAAGGCAUCGCAGUACUAAACAUCCCCAGCAUGCAUGGUGGCUCCAACCUCUGGGGUGAUACCAAGAGACCCCAUGGGGAUAUCUAUGGGAUCAACCAAGCCUUAGGCACUACAGCUAAAGUCAUCACGGACCCUGAUAUCCUGAAGACCUGUGUACCAGACCUAAGUGACAAGCGACUGGAAGUAGUAGGGCUGGAGGGUGCAAUUGAAAUAGGCCAGAUCUAUACCAAGCUCAAGAAUGCUGGACAUCGGCUGGCCAAGUGCUCUGAGAUCACAUUCCAUACCACAAAAACCCUCCCCAUGCAAAUUGAUGGGGAACCCUGGAUGCAGACACCAUGUACAAUCAAGAUCACCCACAAGAAUCAGAUGCCCAUGCUCGUGGGCCCAACCCCCCGCUGCACCAAUUUCUUUGGCUUCUUGAGCUGAAGGGGACACCCUCAGCUUCUAAGCCAGCCUUGAACCCACCUUCUCAUCCCUGGAUUCCACUCCCUGGCUAUGUACAUUGCUGCCACAUCCUCCUCAGGGGAGUGUUCCUUCACCCUCACAGUAUUUAUUAUUCUGUACCACCUCACUAUUCCCCAUGCACAUGUGCUCACACACACACACAUUGAAAGUGCCUCAUCUGAAUAAAAUGGCUUUUUUUCCCCAGUGGGAUA
Galeopterus variegatus (Sunda flying lemur) is the source of this 2703-nucleotide messenger RNA. Its product is annotated as diacylglycerol kinase alpha. The transcript has 23 exons. Bases 134 to 2473 code for a protein of 779 amino acids. NCBI's taxonomy places the organism in Eukaryota, Metazoa, Chordata, Mammalia, Dermoptera, Cynocephalidae. The record is from RefSeq and is a predicted model, not a curated record. Gene Ontology annotation, biological process: intracellular signal transduction; lipid phosphorylation; diacylglycerol metabolic process. Gene Ontology annotation, cellular component: plasma membrane. Gene Ontology annotation, molecular function: calcium ion binding; ATP-dependent diacylglycerol kinase activity.